Molecule: messenger RNA, 1508 nt
Organism: Neopsephotus bourkii (Bourke's parrot)
Lineage: Eukaryota; Metazoa; Chordata; Aves; Psittaciformes; Psittacidae
Product: germ cell nuclear acidic protein-like
Exons: 6
Coding region: 214-723 (169 amino acids)
Cellular component (GO): nucleus
Source: RefSeq, a predicted model, not a curated record
AGAUAGAAUCAGAUAGCUCGGAUGGUGAAUUUGAAUCAUUAAUAGAACAGAUAAGGAAAGGAAGUAUAGCUCAAAACCUUAUCUUAAGCACAAAUAAAACUGUCCACCAACCAAGCACAAGAGCCAACAGAGAAAAGGCCUACUGAAACCGCAGACCUUGAAGCAGUCCUUGAUUUCUGGUGUGAGGGUCACUCAUUUUACUAGUCUGUCCAGAUGUGGAAUGGGGAUAUAGAAAAUAACAAGUCACCCUGUGAAGAUGGCCAGCCUUUGAAAGGGAAGGGAGUCAAGACACCAAGGCCAAAUGCCAUUUCACUUCAAGAAACAACUUCCAGGAUAAUGGCUUCUGCAAGAAUUCCUAGGAACAAAUUGGCCAGUUGCUCCCAGUCAGCAAAGACAGAGAAAAGGCUCCGGGUGUGCUCAGUGCCUGGCUGUUUCUUGCAAGAUCUCUCAAAUCCAGGUUCCCACUGUGUGAGGUAUUUUAAGAAAAAUAAAGAGGAGCUGGCAUGGAAACUCUACUGUCUCUAUAAUAGCACCAUCUUUGACCAGAAGUUACCAGACAAAAUGGAAAUAAUCUGGAAUAAGAAAAUGAGAAAAACAGCAGGAUAUUGUGUAACUGGGCAGACAGAAGGUCCUGAAGCAAAGCGUUACGCUAGAAUAGAACUUUCUGAGAAAGUCUGUGACUCUGCAGUCUUUACUAGAACUGUCAGACCUUGGGCUGCUUAGCCUCCUGCGUCAGAGGACUACAAGUGUGGACACUGAAGUUGUAAAGAACCAGCUGUAUGUCCGCAUACAUGUCACAAGUCCAUGAGGCCUAAUGGGAUUCACCGCACAGUACUGAAAGAGUUAGCCAAAGUUAUAGCAGGACACCUCUUGAUCAUCUACAAAAGGUCUUGGGAGCCUGGGGAGGUCCCUGCUGACUAGAAGACAGUCAGUGUUAUUCUGGUUUGCAAGAAGGACAUGGAGGAAAAUGCAGAAAACUAGAGACCUGUUAGUCUAACCUCACUUCCUGCAAAAAUUAUGGAGAUGAUUGUAUUGGGUACUGUUGAACAACAGUUAAAGAGUAAUGCAACUUAAGACGCAGUCAACAUGGGUUCACGAAGGGAAAGGCCUGUUUAACUGAUUUGAUAUCCUGCUAUGAUAAGGUCAGCCACUUAGUGGAUGAAGGAAGGCAGUGGAUGUAGUUUUUUUUUGUACUUAGUAAGGCUUUUGAUACUGUCCCUCACAGCAUCCCUCUGGACAAAUUGUCCAACUGUGGGAUGAAUAGGUUCAUGGUUUUCUGAGUGAAGAACUGGCUGAAGGGCAGAUCUCAAAGGGUCGCAGUACGUGGAACUACAUCUGGCUGGUGACGGCUCACCGGUGGUGUUCCUCAGGGUUUCAUUAUAGGGCCAGUCCUGUUCAAUAUAUUUAUCAAUUAUAUGGAUUCAGAAUUUGAAUGCACCUUUAGCAAGUUUGCUGAUGAUACCAAACUGGGAGAGGUUGUGAACUCUUGAGGGAAGAUGGCCUUGCAG